AUGACUCGUUUUGUGUGCUUCAGAAGCUGGACCCGAAGGUCUGUGAGGGGAGGGGAAGCAAGCGAAGACCACAGAGAUCGACUGUCCUCAUUAAUCCCCCUCAGGUAUUACUUGAUCCAUGACUGUGGAGACCGACAGCAUCUCCUUGGUGUACAUGAGGAGGCUUGCUUCUCCCUGACCAUUCCCUUCCACUCCGAGGACGCAGCUACAAGCAACUUGUGCAAGUACUUCAAGGAAAGCAGUGAUAUCAAGAAGCUCAAGGACCCCCACCUGCGGGUCCAGCUGCUGAAGCACAAAAAACGAGUCAUUGUGCACACCCUCUGUGUGUUGCCCAAGACUCAGCAUGACUUCAGCUCCUUCGUGAUGGACAUGUGGUUACAGACGGUGAAGACGAUGCUCUGCUUCUCUGUCAAUGGGGCGUUCACGGAAGGAAAUUCUCUGGGCUGUGUGCAUGCCUUCACCUGGACCUUCAUCGCUACCCCUGCCAGCUAUGCCAGUCUAUGCAUUGUGAAUGACGAACUGUUUGUGAGGUACUCCGGCCCAAGUGAGACUCAGAGUGCGUUCUCCAUCCCAAUGCCUACACCAUCCGCCCUCUCCCAGGGGCAGCAGGAUAUGGUGCAGGCUUUCUCCACCCUGUCUGGGAUGAAACUCGAGUGGUUUCAGAAGUGCAUACAGGACAACGAAUGGAGCUACACGAGAGCAGGUCGCAUCUUCAGUAUGCUCAAGGUGAAGUCUGGGAAUCAAAUCGAGGGCAAGAUACCAGAGGAGGCCUUCAAAGAAAUCCCCUAA
This is a messenger RNA of Physeter macrocephalus (sperm whale), 789 nucleotides long. Its product is annotated as nuclear RNA export factor 2-like. Gene Ontology annotation, molecular function: protein binding; RNA binding. Gene Ontology annotation, cellular component: nucleus. Lineage: Eukaryota; Metazoa; Chordata; Mammalia; Artiodactyla; Physeteridae. Gene Ontology annotation, biological process: poly(A)+ mRNA export from nucleus. The record is from RefSeq and is a predicted model, not a curated record.